AGGCCGCAUUAAUGCAAAACCAAACCAACGCAGGGAAAUUUUAUGUUUUUAUGACUGUGAUUCAUUCAUGUUUUCAAGACUGUGCAUGGGUCGACAUGCCGUGCUGAUAGUGAGAAGCAGUGGUGGAAACGGCAUAUAUUUACAUAUUUCCAGUUUAUGGUAGUUUAUAUCACUACAUUACAGAGGAAAAUACUCUAGUCUUUACUCCUCUACAUUAAUCUGACCACCACCACUGGCACCACCACUACUACUACUAAAGGCUCUGCACACAGGUGUUUUCAGUUAUGUGGCUGAUUAGCCCAGCUCAGGUUGGACUUGUGCAAAGCUCUGCUGGGAUCUACAUGAGGUCAGGGAGCUUUCAGGAUCUUGGGGACUUUUAUUUAAUUCUCUGAAAGAAAGCAUUCUGCAUAAUAAGUACUUUGGGUACUUCAGGUAGAAUUUUGAAUGUAGGGAUUUUACUUGUAAGUGAGUAUUUCUACACUGUGGUGUUGCUACUUUACAAUCUGAAUACUUUAAACAUGGAUGUAUUGCACUGGGUAUCAGACAAUACCAGCACGCCCUCUCGCGACAAUCUGCGAGAACUGACAAAUGAGACGUCAGUUGGUACCAUCAGUUACCCUAGAAACCACUAUACAAACUAUAACUAAAUCCUUCAAGUGGCGUUGCUUAUGACCUUAUUAGUGCACAAAUAGUCGUCAGUAUUAUAUCCAGGAUGGCUCAUGGGAGAACUUAUCGCACAAAUGUGAAAAUUGGGAACUGGAAUGAGGACCUGUGCCUGGAGGAGGAUGCAAAGAAAGAGUAUCUGGAGAAAAAGGAAAGGGGUGAGCUUGCUGCCCAGAAGGCAGACUUCCUCAAACAAAACAUUUUGAGGCCGGUGAAUCUCUCUGUGACAAAUGAUGGACGACUGCACUUUGGGGAUGUUGUAAUGUUGGUGAACCUGGGAGGAGAAAACAGGGAGCGAAGCGCGGUGAGCAUCAACGCAGAUAUGAACAGUUUGAUAAAGAUUCCUUCACCUGGCAUUCAGGCCCCGUGUGGAGUGAGCGCAGGAAGAGGUAUGCAGCCAUGCGCACGCACUGCCUUCAUCAUCACCAGUGUAGAUGGCAGCCCUGAAGGAUCGACUCUGCUUUUCGAGCAAAGUUUUGCCCUGAAAACAACGAGCGGCUUUGCCAGGGGACUUUACUUGACGAGUGACCUAAAAAGUUUUCAAAAGUGUGCAAAGAAGUCCCGCCUGCAAGAGGUAAACCUGGAGGAUGAUGGCUCUUUUCUGUCGUGGUGGAAGAUAGUGCACUUUGACCCACAGGAGAGGCUCGAAUAUGAGGGUCAGCCUGUCCCUGCUAAUGUGGAGGUGCUGAUUAUACACUGCAAGACAAACCAGGCUCUUGCUGUUCUGGGUGAUCAAAUUCUUUGGACCACAUAUGGCAAAGAGUACGAGGUGACAGCUCACACCUUCUUGGACUCCCACAAAGCUGAACAGGACAACAACCACUGGAUACUGUGCACCUCUGACCCCGCAGGAGACGGGCUCGUACUUCUCAAGCACCCAGAGAACAGCAAGGUGCUAACACAGGCAAACCCAGACUCAGUCUAACACAAUCCACUCUUGUGCUGUAACGUACAAAUAGAGCAGACAGACACCACAUCAUUACAAACAUCUAAGCCUUUUAAAAUAAAGGUUGUAUUUUUC
Messenger RNA from Lates calcarifer (barramundi perch), 1684 nucleotides. RefSeq names its product cilia and flagella associated protein 161 (gene cfap161). The record is from RefSeq and is a predicted model, not a curated record. Gene Ontology annotation, cellular component: motile cilium. Bases 713 to 1588 code for a protein of 291 amino acids. Gene Ontology annotation, biological process: cilium assembly. NCBI's taxonomy places the organism in Eukaryota, Metazoa, Chordata, Actinopteri, Centropomidae. The transcript has 8 exons.